AUUGAGGUUAGGGAAACGUCAUUUUCAAUUUUAAUUUCUCAAAAUAUCAUAAUACGAUGAAUGGAAAACAAUAUAGAUGCUAUUAUGAAUAAAAUGAUUAAAAAACUCAUUGAAUUGAGAGCUGGAAGAUCAUAAUCUGGCUGCAUAAUAUUAGAAUCUUCAUUAAUUGUAUUGCUUGAAUUGGCCAAAUAACUUACAUUUCAAAUAAUUCAAGUUUUGUUGUUUAUAUUCUUAAAAAUGUGGGACUCCACUAUGUUUUUGAGUACACUGACUCCCAAGUUUUACGUUGCUUUAACUGGUACCUCUUCCUUGAUAUCAGGACUUAUCUUGAUAUUUGAAUGGUGGUAUUUCAGAAAAUAUGGAACGUCUUUUAUUGAACAGGUUUCACUGAAUCAUAUCAGUCCUUGGAUAAGUGGUAUCGAUAACACAGAAAAUGGCAAUGGUAGUAGCAGUAGUAGUUCCUCUAAUGGAUCUCAAAAUAAUGUUCCAGAAUGUAAAGUUUGGAGAAAUCCUCUAAAUUUACUGAGAGGUGCCGAGUAUCAACGAUUUUAUUGGACCACAAGUAAAGAGCCAUUGACUUAUUAUGAUAUGAACUUAUCAGCACAAGAUCAUCAAACUUUCUUCACUUGUGAAGCUGAUGCAGGAAGAUCAGAGUACGAGUUGAUGCAAUCUGCUUGGAGAGAAAGAAAUCCGGUUCUUCGGCUAAAAGCAGCUCAUACAGCCAUAGAAAAAAAUCCAGAAUGCGCUUCUGCCUACAUUUUAUUGGCUGAGGAAGAAGCAACUACCAUAUUGGAUGCAGAAAAAAUAUUCAAAACAGCUUUGAAAAUUGCAGAAGCAAAUUAUAAAAAGUCUCAAGAUUUACAACAUCAAGGAUCGUUAAUGGAAGCACAACACAGGAGAGAUACAAAUGUUUUAAUUUAUAUAAAGAGGAGAUUAGCAAUGUGUGCCAGAAAAUUGGGAAAAAUGAAAGAUGCUGUAAAGAUGUUCAGAGAUUUAACUAAGGAAGUACCUCCGAUAAUGAAUGUUUUGAAUGUACAUGAGAAUUUAAUCGAAGCUUUGCUUCAAAUGCAAGCAUAUGCAGAUGUUCAAGCUGUAUUAGCAAAGUAUGAUGAUAUAUCAUUACCUAAAUCAGCUGCCAUAUGUUACACAGCUGCUCUUCUCAAAGCCAGACAAGUAGCAGAUAAAUUUUCACCUGAUAUUGCUACAAAGCGAGGUUUAACCAGUGCAGAAAUGGCUGCAGUGGAGGCAAUACAUAGGGCAGUAGAAUUCAACCCUCAUGUUCCUAAGUACCUCCUAGAAAUGAAACCCCUCAUAAUGCCCCCAGAGCAUAUUUUGAAGAGAGGUGAUUCUGAAGCAGUUGCUUAUAGUUUCUUUCAUUUGGCACAUUGGAAAGCUGUGGAGGGAGCGUUGAAUCUUUUACAUUGUACUUGGGAAGGUACAUUCAGAAUGCUGCCAUAUCCAUUAGAAAGAGGUCAUUUAUUCUACCCAUAUCCAACAUGUACAGAAUGUGCUGAUAGAGAGCUUUUGCCAACUUUCCACGAGAUUUCAGUGUACCCAAAAAAGGAACUACCUUUCUUCAUUAUUUUUACAGCUGGACUAUGUUCUUUCACUGCACUUCUAGCUCUCUUAACACACCAGUAUCCCGAGCCGAUGGGUGUAGUAGCUAGAGCAGUACUUAAUUCAGUGUCUCUACCAGUGUAUUUUGUUUACGAUAAAAUUGAGUGUUUGUUGCCUUCAAAUAUCCUUCUACAAUUAUCAAGGAUAUAGUGUGCAUUGACUCUUCUUCGAAUGAAUUGUUUAACAUUAGUUGAUUUUAAUUCUGAACGUACUUCUGUUGUAGAUGUUCCUUAUUUAUAUUGUUGUUUUCCCGCCUUGAAGUUUGACAUUUUAUAAAUGAAAUUAUUGUAAUCUGUGAACAGAUAUUAUUAUUUGCAUGAAGAAAGUUUAUGACAAAUUGUGUAAUUGACGAAAUUAUAUGAUUAAUAUAUGAAAAA
This is a messenger RNA of Harmonia axyridis, 1994 nucleotides long. RefSeq names its product protein ST7 homolog. Gene Ontology annotation, molecular function: protein binding. The coding region runs from base 238 to 1767 and encodes 509 amino acids. The record is from RefSeq and is a predicted model, not a curated record. The transcript is spliced from 2 exons. Lineage: Eukaryota; Metazoa; Arthropoda; Insecta; Coleoptera; Coccinellidae.